This is a messenger RNA of Anopheles funestus (African malaria mosquito), 1762 nucleotides long. Its product is annotated as hatching enzyme 1.2-like. Gene Ontology annotation, biological process: proteolysis. Gene Ontology annotation, molecular function: zinc ion binding; metalloendopeptidase activity. The transcript has 2 exons. Bases 1 to 948 code for a protein of 315 amino acids. The record is from RefSeq and is a predicted model, not a curated record. NCBI's taxonomy places the organism in Eukaryota, Metazoa, Arthropoda, Insecta, Diptera, Culicidae.
AUGAGGUUUAGCAUUAAUUUGACGCUUAAAAUGGUCACGGUCCGGUACGCCUUCACCUUCGUCUGUGUGGUUUGUGUUGGUUGGGUCAGUGUGCAGAGUGCAAUCAUUUUGCCGAAAAUUCCGGAUGUCCUCAACCCACCCGUACCAGAUGGUAUUGAUCUUGUGCAGCAGUCGGCCUUUCUCGAGAGCACGGACCAGGACCCGGAAGUAACGCCGGGAUUGUUCCAGGGUGACAUGGCAAUGGACAACCGUAUGUAUCGCUACUGGCGCGUAGGAUUAAGUUGGGAUGUGUUUCCGGAGCGAGUCUGGCCAAACGGUACGGUACCGUACGCGAUCAGCCCACUGUACGAUGUGGAUGAUCAGGUGACGAUACUGCAGGCAAUUCGUACAUUGAACUUUAUGACGUGCGUCAACUUCGUACCGUGGAAUGGGAAAGAUAAAGACUUUCUACUGAUCUGGCCGAUCAAGUAUCCGAAGGGUUGCUGGAGCUACGUUGGUAAGAUCGGCGGUACGCAGAUCGUGUCACUUCAGCCACCGGAUGAUCGCAGCCCGAACUGUCUGGGCAAUGAGGGACGCGCCAUACAUGAGCUGAUGCACGCACUCGGCAUAUUCCACGAGCAGUCACGUGCUGAUCGCGAUCGGUUUGUGAAAAUAAUCUGGGACAACAUAAUACCUUCGUUCAAGUCUAACUUUGAGAAACAAUCGCUGAAAAACACCACGUACAGCUUCGAGUACGACUAUAACAGCAUUAUGCAUUACGGGAAAUACUAUUUCAGCAUUGGCAAGGGCAAACCAACGAUCGAAACGAAGAUGCCAGGCAUCAAGCUGGGCCAGCGUCAGGCGCUAAGCAAAACGGACUGCUUGAAGAUCAACGAUCUGUACCGGUGUUUGGAUAAUCCAAAAAUUAGCAAAAAAUAUUACAACCUCUGCAAGACGCUCAGCAUUUAAUGUUGCAAUUAGGAGCGGAAGGACGGUUUCCAGCGUUUUGUAAACUAUAAUAUUUAGAGACAGUUAAUUUAUUACAUAAAGCAAACAUGUCUUACGGUUGUAUUUCUUUCCGUGCUGAAUGAAAUAAAGUUUAAACACGUGAAAGAUGUUUAGUGGGUUAGAAAUUGAAAUACCUAUUACUUAUCUUGCCGUAGUACGAAUAAUAAUGGCCAGAGGUAACCUAGCGAAAGGACGUUCUUAAAAACUUAUUCACAUACCUCUCGAAUAUGCAGCGAAAAUUGCGGCGGAGUUUGUAAACAAACACCGUGACACGAACAUUUUGUAUAUUGUGAAUAAAAGCAGCGCUCACGACAAUAGCACUACGGUACGAUUAACAGCGAUAGAAAGAUGAUUAAAUUUUCCAUCUCCUUUUUAAAUCAUUUCUUAACUCGUCGUUCAAAAUUUGUGUUUCCGAAGGACGCGAGCGUCGUUUUCGAUACCAUGUUUCAAACGAAACAUCUGAUCCGAGUAACAGGAGAGCAUCCAAUGCAGGAGGUUGAAAGUGUCAAAACAUGUACUAACGACAUCUAUACGUCGUUAUUUGAAACUUUUCUCUGUACUGCUUUUAGCACCAUUUAUAGUCAAAUAUUAAUUUUUAUAGCGCAGUUCGUUACGCCCCUAGGAGGCAAUGCAGUUUGCAGUACAGAAAGUUUUCACUUUAUCAGCCGCAAGGUAUGCAAACGACAUACUCACUAGGAUUAGAGUUACCCUGUCACUACAUGCUUAGCAAUUGUCGCCUUAGGGGAUUGGCGAAUUUAUAGAUUUUUUUCUGUUU